Messenger RNA from Aspergillus homomorphus CBS 101889, 1575 nucleotides. RefSeq lists its product as uncharacterized. NCBI's taxonomy places the organism in Eukaryota, Fungi, Ascomycota, Eurotiomycetes, Eurotiales, Aspergillaceae. The record is from RefSeq and is a predicted model, not a curated record. The transcript has 6 exons. The coding region runs from base 187 to 1476 and encodes 429 amino acids.
GAGUAACAAUGCCCGGUUCGGGAGUAGUUUGCUAACUGAGGAUUACGAGAUUGACACCUCCUUUCACCUGUCAGACGUCCAUGGUUCUUUAAGUCUCUCAGUCCAUUCCAAAAUUCCUUUCUCACGAUCGCGCUUUCUUUCCCCUCAGACUUGGUUUUUAGGGACCAUGUCGCCUGCAUCAACAACAUGCACGUUCCUCAUGUAGAUAGGAUGUUAGUAGUAGCCUUGGUGUUUGGGAUACUGCCCUUCGCUGCGGGUCAAGUGUGUCGCCCGCCUCGGGGCCAAUACGGAUACAUUUAUUAUGCGAGGAACCAAUCCUCCCUGGACACGAUCGCGAGAAAUUGCACAACUGUGGAUGGAAGCAUUGUGAUCGCGACAAAUUUCACCGGCUCCUUUUACCUACCCAAUGUUCGCAACAUCACGGGGCUUAUUCGCGAUGAGUGGGAAAUUUACUCCGCGGGACCUACGCCCACAUCCAUCAGCCUUCCGGAUCUCGAAUUUAUGGGAAGUGAUAUGGACCUCCAGCGAAUGUCGAGUUUGACAAGCGUGUCCGCACCAAAUCUGAAGAGGGCCGGAUGGGCUAUAAGCAUGGAUUAUGUGCAGGAUGUGGAUUUGCGAUCGUUGGAAACCGUGAGAUAUCUUACCGUCGCGGGCAAACUUUCCAGUCUCCGUCUAGACUCAGUGAGAAAUGUCGCUGGAUUCGUCAAUAUCUGUAACAAAGAUAGAUGCGAUAAAAGAGCGUCUGCAGCGGGCCCACUAAAUAUCUCUCUCCCGUCACUUCAGACAGUGGGCUCCAUUGAAGUUGAUGGAAGUCUAUCAGGUCUUGCACUACCGAAUCUUACGACCAUUGAGGGUUACGGGGAAUUUGUUGGGUUUCGGCUGGCCACGGCUGAUGGACCAGCUAUCAACCUUACUUUCCCUCGUCUUAGUGAUGUGAAUGGUAGUAUGUCUUUGGAAGGGCCAAUUGGAAGUAUCUCUAUGCCCGAAGUGCGAAAUGUGACUACGUAUUUCGAGGUUGAUGCUCAUGAUCCGCUGGUCAUUGACCUUCCUCUCCAGGAGGCGUCCGAAAUCUACUUGCACGGAGCAAUUUCAAGUGUAAAGUUUCCUCAUUUGAAAUCCGUUUCCAACUUCACCGUGGAAAGCAGCCUCUCCCUGGACUGCGGAUCCGUGGAGAAUGCCAUAACAAAGACUACUAGUGCGCCAAGGUAUCAAGUACACUGCAAAUCUGACUCGAAGAAAAGCUCGAAGAAGUUAGGCACUGGAGCCAUCGUCGGUAUUGUAGUUGGUGUUGUGGUCGGUGUCGCUGGACUUGCAAUCAUCCUUGGUGUGCUCUAUUACCUCAAAAGGCGGAAGAGGCAGCGAAAAAAUCCAGAUUCCAGUACAGAGCCCAGUGACUCGAGCCCACCAAAUCAUGAAGAACUACAGGGUACACACAUCUCCCCACCAAAGUACACUACUCCGUUGGGGUCGACGUGAGUAUUUGUGGUUACCAAUGUGGGGUGGUGACACCUGCACAGCGCUUCUGGUGACUUAUAUCCCAAUGUCUAUGAUAAUUAGAAUUAAUAAUAUACGGGA